This is a messenger RNA of Stegostoma tigrinum, 4489 nucleotides long. It is a transcript of the gene ypel2a, whose product is annotated as yippee-like 2a. The record is from RefSeq and is a predicted model, not a curated record. The transcript is spliced from 5 exons. NCBI's taxonomy places the organism in Eukaryota, Metazoa, Chordata, Chondrichthyes, Orectolobiformes, Stegostomatidae. The coding region runs from base 468 to 827 and encodes 119 amino acids.
UGGGUUCCCAGCUGUUGCCAUUCUUCAGCUGAAGACAGACAGAGGGGGAAGUAGAUUAUAAACAUAAGCCUUUUUUCUAAGAAAAAAAAGCAGUGAAAAAACAAAAAGCAAGACAACCCGUGUUGUGGGGAGGGGGAAGACGCGAAGUGAUAGGUACAAAUAAUAGGAGUGUUUAAUUUUAUCUUUUAAGGUUCGCUGAGGUAUACGCCUGUCCUCUGGCCGGCCCCACUCCAGCCCCACCCCCCCCUUCUUUCCCCUACUCCCCCACCACCGGUCUUUGAGGCCAGUGGCCUUGUCUCCUCUUCCCCGCCCCCGCCGCCCCGGUGUCCAGUGUGUGGAACCCCGCCACACCGCCCGCCCGCCGCACCACGGCCUUCACCUGCGUCUUCCAGUGUUUCCCGUGUGAACCGACCUGCCUCGGCGCGUCGUGGAGCAGCCCGGAGUUCGCGCUGCGUCCGGUGGCCCCCAUGGUGAAGAUGACGCGAUCCAAGACUUUCCAGGCCUACCUGCCGAGCUGCCACAGGACCUACAGCUGCAUCCACUGUCGAGCCCACCUCGCCAACCACGACGAGCUCAUUUCCAAGUCUUUUCAAGGGAGCCAAGGUCGUGCUUACCUGUUCAACUCAGUAGUUAAUGUGGGCUGUGGACCAGCGGAGGAGCGGGUUUUACUUACUGGCCUGCAUGCAGUGGCUGACAUUUACUGCGAAAACUGCAAAACCACACUGGGCUGGAAAUAUGAACACGCCUUUGAGAGCAGUCAGAAGUACAAAGAAGGAAAGUACAUUAUAGAACUUGCGCAUAUGAUUAAGGACAAUGGCUGGGAGUGAACACAAAGUCCCGCUGGAGCUGAUCACUGGGCUGUUUAUCCUGGAAAAAGAGGAGUAACUGAAGGCUUUGGUUGUACAUGUUGUGGGGGGAAGCUGAGCUGCUGAUGCUCCACCUCCCAGCCACCCUCCUCUGCAUUUCUCUUCCUUUUGUCAUUUAUCUUCUGUUGUCUUUUUGUUUCACCUCCUGCAAUCAGACAUCUCCUGGCUCCUGCUCUCCACCAUUGUCGUUGCGGCUGAACUACUGCACCAAAGCUCGGGGAUAUUGAAUAUGCUUUAUUUAUUGAAAUUUCCCUUCCAUCGGUUAACCUGACCAACUGUCCUAGUGACGUGAUGCUUACUGGAGAAUAGUGUCGUUCAGGAUGAUAGGGAGGUGAAAGGGGGCAACUCGUGGUGUUUCAGAGUAAAUGCAGGUGGAAAGUUCAAAGCCGGUGCAUCCUCGUGUCUCCGUGCCCCAUCUGUUUGGCUGGUCAAGAGGCAGACUGUCACCCCAAACAGGUACCUGCAACCCAGUCAGCCAUUUGGCUGAUGGAAGGAUAGAGACACUUCCCUUCACGAGCAGGCAGGGCCUGCAGGUGAUGCAUGUUCCCUUCCCAGAGGAAGGAAAUCGGCCUCUUACCAGCUUGCCCACUGUGAGCCAAUGUCCAGCCCUACCCUGACAUCUGGUGUGACCCACACAGGUGGCUUUGCAUUCAGUUCGGAUGCAGUCUGCACUGAGAGUGGGUGAGGCUUCUCCUGCCCCCUUCAUCCCAGUUUCCUUGAUUGCUCCCAGCUGCCUCAUUGUCACAUUAUUUUAAAAAUAUCACUCCAAUGAGCUGCACCAAUCCAACUGAAAAGCUGUUAGGUUCUCUGGAAGCUUGUCUGUGCGAAAGGGUGCCUUCCCAACGAAGCUGGUGGUGAAUUAUUGGUUUCUCCAGGGUACUCCAUUCCCUGCAGUGGCCCCAGUCAGACAAAGAAUAACUGGAACUGCAGCUUCUCGUCACCUGAAUCUAUUUCAACAGGAUCCUUUCAAAUGAUGAUGAUUCAAGGUGCCUGGAAAUGGGUCUGUUUUGAGAGGGAGUGAUGGAUCAGCUCAUUGUAGCUCAGCAUUAACCUUUGUGGGCCUGUUGCCAGUGUUUUCGUUUGCAGACAAGAGACGGGCAAAGAGAGAAUGAGCGACGAAUGGCAGAAAUGGUGUCCCUUUGGUAGCCUGCCAGGGCACAUUGGGAAAAUGCGGAUUACAGACCAGGCAGAGUGAACAGUAUCACUUUGAGUCUGUGAGGUAAGGUGAGGACAAAGCCUCCUGCCGACUGACGUUGGGUUUGGGGACUGGAGGGCUGAGGGUUACCCAAACCCACAAAACACAGCUCCCCAGCUGAGACUUCAUUUCUAAAGCUGUCAGCAACGCAGAAGCAAUCCUAGUUUCCAGGGUGGUCAUGUGAGUGACAAAUGACAAAACUGGUUCCACCUAAUUACUCAAUAGCAGGGAGGGAGGAAGAAGAUAUGUUUUUCAGACAUGGUUAUGGUCUGUGGGGUCAAUAGGAGGAGGAGGAGGGUGUUCCAUCAGUGAGUGGGAAAUACUGUAAAAAUGUCACUGACUGCUGUUUACCAAUCUCAAGUUGUACAUAGCUCUUGUUAGACCCUAUUUAGAAAAGGGGACUCAUUUCCAGACACUGCACCCUCAGAAAGAAGGUAUUUAGAGUCAUAGAGUCAUACAGCAUAGAAGCAGACCUUUUAGUCCAUGUCGUCCAUGCUGACCAGGAUUCCUAAACUGAAUUAGUCUCUCAUUUGCCUGCGUUUUAUAUUGGAGGAGGUGCAGCAGAGUUUCAUUAAUAAGACCCAGGGCCUGAAAGAGUCAAAUUAUAAGGGACAAUUACUCAGACUCGCAUCCCUUCGUACGUAUAAGAUUAAAGAGUGAUCUAAUUUAGAUAUUAGGAUGAUUAACGGGUAGGUAGAUAGAGACUAUAUUACCUGGUAAGGGAAGUUCAGAACAAGGGGCAACACUUUAGCAACUUGAAGGUAGACCAUUCAGGAAAGGAAUGCUGUUGUGAAGGCCUUCAAGGGGUCUUGGAAUUCUGGAACUCUGCACAAAAGUGCUGUGAGGAUCAAGUGAAAAUUUCACACUGAGCUUUAUAGAGUUAUUUUCCUCUCAGGCAAUAGUGUCCGGUAAUGUUGGAUUAGGGCAGGUAGAUGAAUUAAACAAAUUGGCUGUGAUCUAAGUGAAUAAUGGAAUGAACUCAAGGGGCUGAAUGGCCUCCUUCUGUUCCUAUUUGCCUACUUGACACAUUAGUAACCAGACGUGACAUGUUUCCAUUGCUGUGUGCCCAGAGGCUGGGACAGGAGGGAGCUCUGAACCUCAUGAUGGAACCUUUUAUUUUGAUUCAGUAAAGUCUGAUACAUAUUCGGGAAUGAUCUUGGGUCAGCUCAGCAGGUUGCCUCCAGCCUUUAAACUAACCCCCAGUCCUCCCAGCCCCUGUUUCUGGGGUAAGCAUAUUUGCAUCCUGCUGGCUGUUACAAAGCGCCCAUGCACCACAUUUUUCGACAAGUCACACUUUUCAGCUUUCUUCAAUUCUCUAUUUUUGCAGCGAUACAGAGGCUGCAGCAACUUUCUACAACAUACGCCCAGAGUGUAACCAAAACAUAGGGUUGGGUAUCGCUGCUGAAAUCCCUGGCACCAGCAAGCAGACCACUGGGCUUCUGUGAGUCAACAGGGCAGCCAGUCAAACAAAUGUGUUCAAAUAUCGACCAAAGCAUCUCUCUACUUGCACAGUUUCAUGAGUCAGGCAGUAAGUCCAGCCAUAGUUAUCAGCCGUGAACUGCCACUGGAUGUGUUUAAUUGGUGCAGAGAUCUCCCUUUUAUGUGUUAGUCGUGUGGUUAAUCUGAAGCCUUCAUCUAACGUAUCUAAUGUUUGGAGUUUGGCUUCUGAAAAAAGCUACAUCCAAACACAAGUCCACUUUAGAAGGACAACUCCUGUUGUCUGAUCAUUUUGUGGGACUUUCUCAAAUCUUGCUGGUCGUUGGAUUGUGAAGACUUCACAUGGAUUCCUCCAGUAUCCCAGCGAUAACACUGUCGCCCAAGGCUCACAGGGUAUCAUAAAUAUCGUUGUCCAAAAAUGCCUUUUGGUCCCCACUCAAGACAGGCCUGCUGCGAAUAAGAUCCUGGAGGAGAAGGACCAAAUGCACCAGCGUGGCUGACCAACACGGUCUGUGUAGAUGCUUGUAGAGAGAGAGUAAAUAGGACUUUGCAUUACGGGUUAGUGGCUAUAUCGUGAACACGGCUGACUUGUUACCAUGGGUUUGUGCCCUCCCUCGCAUGGAAUAUAAUAUGUCCAAAGCAAUGUCACAGAGCCUUUCGGUUGGGUGGUCUGUUGUACCUCCAACAAGCCCUUUGGUUCAAGCAGCCAAUUAGCCUUUGUUUUGUCGCGGCCAAAGCUAGCUUCUAAUUGGAUUCCGCUUUGAUUUGAAGUAAUCAUUGGCGACCACUGCCAAUUCCCUGAUAAGUCAUAUUGCCUCUUGCGAUUGGCUAAAAGAUGUACACUUCGCUAGAUCAUCUCCUUAAGUGAUAAUGUACUGUUCCCCUAUUUAAACAACAAAUUGGUAAUAUAUACAGAAUUUGUCUUAUAUUGUGUACUCUUGUAAAUAUUCGUAUUUAAAAGAAUUUUUUUAUAAUAUAUGUAUUCAACAAA